UCCAACUUUAAUUGGAGUAUAGUAGCUGGUGAAUGUUUUCUAGUUGGAGAAAAAGAAAAUUUAAGAACCUAAGUUUCACCUAUCAUUUCUUGGGCACACCAUAAAGCCUUAGCCCUUACAAAGACUCCAAAAGCCAGAGACAGUUCUUUUUAGUGAGUAUAGAUGUUAAACAGCUGCCCCUGGGAGAAAGGGUUCCCUUUCGUCUCCACACCACAGGAUGGCCUUCUAAUCAGAAGCCUGGGAUAUAAGAGAAAUGACAGGGACACCUCACUGUUGAAAAGUCUCAAGUGCCAUCCUAGAAUCACAGGACCAAAGGGACAAGAGAGAAAGAGAGAACGGGACACAGAGACUCUGGUUUGGAUAUCAGUGGAAAAUGGAAACGACAUUUGCAGUGGCUAUGAGGUGCUCUGAACUGGGGUUGGGGGUGAGGGUGGGGGUGGUUGGGAACAACCCUCAGGUGUCGGAGGUGCCCACCAAGGUGAAAGGGUGAGCUUUGCAUUUGUCACAAAUCUUUCGCUGUUUUUUAUGGUCUGGCCCACUGCUGUUAAUAGAACGUUCAUGGCCCUAACUACUUUGUGCGAACUGACUUUUAGAACAACUGAAAUUUUUAAUUUUUUUAAUCAUAAAGUGUCAAUGGGAUAUUUUCUAAUAUAUAUUUUUUUCUUUUUUUUCGGAGCUGGGGACCGAACCCAGGGCCUUGAGCUUGCUAGGCAAGCGCUCUACCACUGAGCUAAAUCCCCAACCCCUUUCUAAUAUAUUUUUAUAUACCAAUAUACCACUUUAAUUGAAUAGGAAACCUAGUUUGAGCUUUUCUUGGUGACUCAUGGGUUCACCACCUUUUGCUUUUUUUUUUUUAAUCUAAGGCCGACGGAUAAAAUACAAAUAUUAAGUAAAAUCUGACUUUCAGUUAAAUACAUAUUUUGUCACACUUGUAGUAUAAACAAAUUAUUCCUCGUUGUUUGUCUGAAAUUCAAAUUUCACUGGCUUUUUUUUUUUUUUUUUAAAUUUCUGAAGCCUGGUCGCUCCGCUCCGCCAUGGUGCUGUCAUGAUACAGCAAUGUUUGCAGUGCAGCUGAGUGAUGGCAGGACUAACUGUCCUGACCCGCAGGCGUCUCAGGGCUUCUGGAAACUGCAGUAAUGGUUGCAGUCUCUUUCUGUGGUGCCCAGCGAUUGUAUUCCUGUAACAGGGGUGCUGUAUUUUCAGUUUCCUAUUGAAUCCAUUUAGGCUAAGUAUAGUUUCUGAGCAAUGGAAAAGACAUUUGUGAAUGAAUGCAUACUUGACAGGAGUAUGCAAAUUUUAAGACAAGUGCUUCACAAAAUUUUAGUUUGACUUCUCAGAGAGUAGCCUGUGGCUUAAGAGUCCCAUUGGCUAAAUAAAUUGAUUUCAUGUGUUUAUGUGUCUGUCUCUAUGUCUCUGUCUCUCUGUCUCUCUGUCUCUCUCUGUCUCUCUCUGUCUCUGUCUCUGUCUCUGUCUCUCUCUCUCUCUCUCUCUCUCUCUCUCUCUCUCUCUGUGUAUGUUUUAGGACAUUGUACAAAGAGAAAUCAGCCUCUGAUGGAGAAAUUAAAGCAGGAAGUAGAGAAUCUGUGACCGUGGAAUGACAUUCUUGACAUUUUUUUUUUAGAAAGAGCAAGGAAGAUACGAAUCUAGCCUGACAGAUGAUCAAGUCUCAGGGCUGAGGACUGCACGAGGGUCUGCUUCUUGAAAUUAUGAAGUGGAUGGUUCAGCACGAGUUUUUGAUUUUUAGGAUGGUGGGGCAAAAAUGUUAUACAUUCAGUAGAAAUUUUAGUUUUUAAAAUCUUUCCUCUUAGUCAGCAACAUGAUCGGGAACAAGAACAAUGGUUCACACAAUACGGUGUCAGCUAGCCGCUGGAUGGGUGGGUUAGAGUCGUUAAAUACAGUUCUGACUUACAUUUUCAACUUACAAAUGUAUUGGGGCCGUCCUAGCAGCUCUUUGUGUUCUAAUUCCUUUGUGAUCUAUUCAAUCAAGUAAUUACUACAUUCCAACAAUGAAAAUAAAAAUUAGUCAUAUUUUUAACACAAAAAAACUGUGCAUUAUGAAUACAGAGCUCAGAGGAGGCUCAAGUAGCUCGAGGCCUUUGGUGAAGGAAUUACAAAACCUCUUCUUCCUUAAAUAUGCUCGUUUUCAGAAUGAUCUUUUUUUUUUUUUUUUUUUUUUUUUUUUUUUUUUUUUUUUUUGCUGUCCUAGACAAUGCUUGCUCUGUAUAUAGACUUGAAGCAGCUUCUGAAUUAGAAUUGCUGUUCCUGAUACUAGGCUUAUAAUUACUCAAACAGCAUGAAAAGUUAACAUCUCUCCUCUUCUUCUACAGUUGCUAUUUUUUUUUUUUACUAUUUUAUUUCAUGUAAGAAAAUUGUUUGAAAAUGAUUCCUGGUAUGAAGAGGAUCUGGAGGUUUGAAGUAGGUUAGGUGUUAUCCAUGCCUACCUUUACUCACAUUAAUCAAAGAAUGCCUUGUCAGAAUCAGAUCCCAAGGACUAGAUCAGAAGUUGUUAUAAAGUCUAAGGCUGGGGCUGGCCAGAUGGCUCAGCGACUGAGAACACCGGAUGCUCUGCCAGAGGACCUAGGUUCCAUUCCUAGCACCCACAUGGCAGCUCACAACUGUAACUUCAGUUCCAGAGGAUCUAGCUUCCUUACACAGACACAACAACAACGAACAGGGAGAAAAAUAGAAAUACAAAAAUCGUGAAAAAGUAAGAAAGUUUAAUACCAAGCCAGGAUCAGAAUCUUGGAUCUUGGUAAAGGCAGUGUGAUCUCAACUCAGACUUGGAAGAUUAUCCUUCUCAGAAGAAAAUUGGUACCAAAGUGCCCUACAUGUGACAAGCCUUUAAAACUUGAUUGUACUUAGAAUCAGAGCCAGCCUGGCUGUUUUAAUUGUACUAUAUAUUUAGAUUCAUGUAACCUGACUUAACUUAUUGUGUUAGUUUUCUUUUUCUUUUUGAUGGAUGAACUCAAAACUCACUCCAAAAUUAUGUUAAAGCAGAAUGGGUUUUAAGAGUUGUAUUUAUUUUCAUUUUUUUUGCCUUAGAAUUACUUUUAUAGGUUUUUCUUUGAAAGCUUUUUGCUACUCUGAAAGACUUGUUAAAACAUUUUAGAAGGUAUCUUUAAAGGAUAUUGUGCACCAUUGAAAGAACAGAGUGGUAAAAAGAACAAUUAAGAAAUAAACAAUGGGGGUUGGGGAUUUAGCUCAGUGGUAGAGCGCUUGCCUAGGAAGCGCAAGGCCCUGGGUUCGGUCCCCAGCUCCAAAAAAAAGAACCAAAAAAAAAAAAAAAAAAAGAAAUAAACAAUGGACAUUUAUUAAGUGUGACAGAUUUUUUUUUCCCAGUAUGGUAAGGGGUAAUGUGCAGGCUUAUAGACAAGAAUAUCAGGCUUGAGGCACCGAGGAAAGGUUAUUGUCUUAAUCACUAUGCCUUUGCUGUGAAGGGGCACCGUGACCAAGGCAACUCUUAUAAAAGAAAGUAUUUAAUUAGGCAACUUGCUUACAGUUUCAGAGGUUUAGUCCAUCUUCAUCAUGGCAAGAGCUUAGCAGGCAUAAUGCUGGAGUUGUGGUUGAGAACUACAUCCUGACUGGCAAGCAGAGAGAAAGAAACGCUGAGUUGGAUGUCUUCUUUUGAAAGGGUUCCUCUGGGGGCUGGAGAGAUGGCUCAGUGGUUAAGAGCAUUGACUGUUCUUCCAGAGGUCCUGAGUUCAAAUCCCAGCAACCACAUGGUGGCUCACAAUCAUCUGUAAUGGGAUUCAAUGCCUUCUUCUGGUGUGUCUGAGGACAGCUACAGUAUGCUCAUAUAAAUAAAUAAAUCUUUAAAAAAAGGAAAGUAAAAAAAUAUUAAAGAAAAAAAGGGGUUCCUCCAGUGACAGGAUUCCUCCAAGAAGGCCACACCUUCUAAUCCUUCUAAUCCUUUCAAAGAGUUCCACUCCCUGGAGAGAGUCAUUCUCAUUCUCAUUGCCACAAAGUUGAAAUUGGGUCAAGGAUGAGCUUGAACUCCUGAUUCUCCUGUAGGCCAUAUAAGCCUAGGGCGGCAGGCCUAAUGAAGAGAGAACUGUUGCUGAUAAGAGUUCCCAACUUCCCAGCUGAAACUGCUCCGGGCAUGUUCAAAUUUAAACCAGAGAGAACAAAGGGAAACCCAGAUUACUACAAUUAAAAAUAUAGAAAGAAAAAUUUAUUGUAUAAGCUAUGUCAAAACUGAAUGUCACCCUAUAGGGAACCCCGGUACCAAGAAAGGGAAAUACCUAAUGCACACAGGGGACCAUUAGUGCUACAAAAACAAACCCCAAAUCAAAGUAAUUAACGUGGUGGUUUGAAUAAAACUCGGCAUCCAUAGGCUCAUAUGUUGAAUAUUUGUUUUCAGUUGGUGCACUAUUUAGGAAGGUAGGAUGCAUGUAUGGCCUUGUUGGAGGAGAUGUAUCACACCAGACCCAGUCCCCCCCAACCUACACCCUCGCCCUCUCUACCCCACCCUCCAGAUCAGGAUGUAAGCUCUCAGCUACUACUCAAUCCAUGCCAUGUUUCCCUCCAUGAUGUUCACAGACAAACUCUCUGAAGCUAUAAGCAAGCUUCCAGUUAAAUGCUUUAUCUUAUACUCAGUCCUGAGCAUGGUGUCUCCUCACAGCCAGUCAACAGUUAGGAAAAACAACUAACACAUUUCAAAGAAACAAGCAAACAAACAAACGAACAACAAAGAUCAAAAGCAGCAUAAAUGAGCAAACCAUGCUAGCUGUAUUGACAUUCCCAGACAAUUAGAAUAUCUGUCGCAUGUAAUCCUCACUAUUGCUCUUUUCUGACUUCUACACAAUUGCUUUUAUUUAUCCUACUGAAUCUCUUGUUUAUUUUUAACAUUAGCCCACAAUGCACUCUGUGCUAUGGCAUGUUCAUACCUAAUUUGUUUCUAUUCAUUCCUCCAGGCCAUGUACCCUUCCACCCCUGAUGGUUGCCUUUCUGCUUUGAUGUCACAAAUAUCCUCUUACCCUUCCCCUCUUCCACACAACCUCCAUGUCCUGUCUCAUGGUUCUUUUUUACUUCUUUACACCUAUGGUCAAAUCUUAAUGGACAAAAGGAUUCUGUCAAGCAGAGGAUGUAGGUUAGUUAUUAGAGUGCUUGUUUGAUCCCUGGAAAUAUAUAAAUGGAGUGUGGUGAUGGUACAGGCCUGUCAUCUUAAUCUCAGUUCUCAGAAGGCAGAGGUGGGAGGUUCAGAAGUUCAAGGUCGUCUUUGGCUACACAGAGAGUUUGACAUCCGACCUUAUCUCGGAAGGAAAAAAAAAAAAGUCAAGAACCUUUCUUAUUCUUCUCUUUUACAUAAAAUAUGAACAUUCAGUCAGUUUCAGCAUAAUAACAGAUUUCCCAGACUGUUUAGAACUUAGUAAACACUUCCUUAGUACAUGUCUUAGUUAAGUGAUUGUUUCAUAGAAUGCUGGUCUUUCUCAAAAGUUACUUUCUAAAAACUAUAUCCUAAAUUAAAAUAAGCUGGGCAUAGCAGCUUUCACAUGUGAUCAGAAGGCUGAUCUUUGUGAUGUUGAACAAUUCUAAACCAACAGAUAUAUAGUGAGUUAUUGUUCAAAACAGCUAUAAAGUAGCUACAUAUGUUCACUUCUGAGUAAACAGAAAAAGGUGAGCAUUAGACAUAUUAAUAUUUAUAGUCAUAUGAUAGUCAUGAAAUGUCAGUGGAGAGCUAGCAUCCACAAGCAGAAGAUAUAAAGUGUCUACAUAAAUUACUUCAUCAAUGCUGCAAUCGAUCCUUAUUUUAGAUAUUUGAUUAAUAAAUUUUAGAAACAUUUCUUCCUACUUUGCUUAUAAAAACAGGUCCUAAUUCCUAGGCGUUUGUUUGCCUUUUUCUAGACCCCACCCAGUCUUCCAAACUCAACAAAUUUCUGGUGUUGAUUACUCUUUGCUCAUAGUAAAAUUAUUGACUUUGUGCUUUGUUCAAAUGUUACUCAUUUUCAGCUGUGCAGAAUUUAAUAAGCAUAGACAAGUAUCUAUCUGGGAAGCACAAAGCAGACUUCAAAGAUCCUGUAAUCUGAUAUUAUUACGGUUGUUCUGUCUGAGGUCCCAAAUUGGUGUUUUCAUUAUUUCCUAUCCCCUCCAUGUGACAGAUUUGGUUUUUGGCGCUCUUGACAGCUAAAUUAAUCUCUCUCCAACUAUUAGAUUGGCUCUUUGUUAUAUCCUGUUUUAAGUCACUAUGCUGAACAGGGUCUCUAAAUUACUUAGCUUGCUUUCCUACGGGUUCGCUUCCUCAUCCCCACUGUCUCAGAGGCUCUCCUUUCUCUUCCUUACAUUUUUUUUUUUUUUUAAACUCUUUUACUUAUGAGGGGGUAUUUAAAUUCCAACCCGGAACUUGGGAUCGCGCGCCUUGGAUGACGGGAGUCGUAGUUUCCGUGACUUCUGGGUAACCGCCUUUCAGGCCCACUCCUGCCCUCAGCGAAACCCCACAAAUCCCAGAAUGCACUCUGACAGGCCCGCCCCCUGUGCGCAGGCGCCCUGUGGCCGCAGGAUUUGAAUCGGCGGCGUUGUUAUUGACGCCAUAUUGGGGCCGGCGGCGGGUGGCAGAGUUGGUCCGUGAAGAGAGGGUCGAGUGCAUUGCCUAGCUCUGUGCGGCGGAGCUACCACUCCGCUCCCGCAAGUUGCCGCCGCUCACGAGCUUCUGUCUACACCGGCGUGUUGGAGGUCGCGUUUCGGUCGUGCCACUGACCGGGUCCACUUCCGAAGGGAGCCGGUCUCCGCGCAAGAGCCUCAGCGCGCUCAGCCCGAGCGCACGGCGGGGGCGGCCCGGCCUCUCGGGAGCGGCCCCGAGCGGGCGGCGCGACCCUCGCGCCUCGCCCGCCUGCCCUGUCGCGGCUCCUCUGUCCCGGGCCCCACACCUACCGGGCACCUCGGAGGGCCCGUUUGCCCCGGUCCUUCCCGGCCCCGCCCGAGCCGGGCCUCGGCUGCCCGCCGCCAUGGCGUGCGGAGCCACUCUGAAAAGGACUCUGGAUUUCGACCCACUGCUUAGCCCGGCAUCUCCGAAGCGGAGGCGGUGCGCGCCUUUGUCGGCACCGGCUUCGGCUGCCGCCUCCCCUGCCGCCGCUACCGCCGCCGCCGCUGCCUCUGCCGCGGCCGCUUCGCCGCAGAAGUAUCUCCGGAUGGAGCCUUCCCCCUUCGGCGACGUCUCCUCCCGUCUCACCACAGAACAAAUUCUGUACAACAUAAAACAGGAAUAUAAACGUAUGCAGAAGAGGAGACAUUUAGAAGCUAGUUUUCAGCAGACAGACCCAGGUUGUAGUUCCGAUUCACAGCCACAUGCAUUUCUCAUCAGUGGACCAGCAUCACCAGGGACUUCAUCUGCAACAUCCUCACCAUUAAAAAAAGAACAGCCCUUAUUUACUCUAAGGCAGGUUGGGAUGAUCUGUGAACGUUUGUUGAAAGAACGGGAAGAGAAGGUUCGAGAAGAAUAUGAAGAAAUACUGAACACAAAACUUGCAGAACAAUACGAUGCAUUUGUGAAGUUUACGCAUGAUCAGAUAAUGCGGCGAUAUGGAGAACAGCCUGCUAGUUGUAAGUAUUUGACCUUUGAACUAUAAACAGAAAAGACCAUGUUUUCAUAUUUAAGAAGAGAGUUGAUAUAAAAAGUGUGGAGAAAAGGUUAGUUUAAAGCAAAAGUAAAGUGUUAGGAAGGAAUGAUCUUGUUUGUUGUAAUUUUGCGCUAUCAGCUAUACUAAUACUCCUUUUCUCCUCCAGAUGUUUCAUGAAUCACGCUUUUUGCAUUUGUGGGCUGCCUUGUUCCUUGUUGAGUUGUUGCAGGAGGUCCCAGCUGUGACAUACAGCAAUGCCAGCGCCCAUCUGUGAACCAGGUUACUUCAAGCUUUCGUCAGUGGCAACCACUCUUAGGCAGCAGCAAUUGGUUUUGGAAAUUUCCGUGAUGUCAUUACCACCCGGAUGUGGACCUUUGCUACUUGUAUUAAUACCAGUGGCCUCGUUUUGCUGUAUCAUUACAAUUUGGCUUCUUUAUAUUAAUGUUUGAAAGGGAUUAAAGCUGGCAUUCUAGAACAUGCCCUUCACUGGUUAUGUAAAUAAAACUGUAGAAUGACACGUCAGAUGAAGUUAGUGUGAUUUUAAUUGUGCACUACAACCAAGCUGUAACCAGUUAUUAAUAACUUAGAAUGUAAUCCCAGGACAUUUAAGCAGUUAGUCUACAGUACUUCAGUGAGAUGGAGGAAGAGGAGGAGGAGGGCAUUUCUGUAUUUCAGGACUUUUCUUGGGGUUUCAGAAUGGGUUUAUAUGAUUUCCUUUAUUAUUUUUUGGUAGUUUUAUUUAUUCUAUCAGUCUUUUUAACAAAUGUUUAUUGCUGCACCCCUCCCCCAGUGUAUUAUUGUUUUACUGCCCUUGUAGCACUGGAGUUUAGUUGGAAAAAUAAAACAUUUACUUCUA
Rattus norvegicus (Norway rat) is the source of this 8409-nucleotide messenger RNA. The record is from RefSeq and is a predicted model, not a curated record. Lineage: Eukaryota; Metazoa; Chordata; Mammalia; Rodentia; Muridae.